This is a messenger RNA of Armigeres subalbatus, 2000 nucleotides long. RefSeq lists its product as uncharacterized. Gene Ontology annotation, cellular component: P granule. The record is from RefSeq and is a predicted model, not a curated record. The transcript is spliced from 6 exons. Gene Ontology annotation, biological process: piRNA processing; P granule organization; spermatogenesis. Lineage: Eukaryota; Metazoa; Arthropoda; Insecta; Diptera; Culicidae. The coding region runs from base 150 to 1919 and encodes 589 amino acids. Gene Ontology annotation, molecular function: metal ion binding.
UGGAUCAACUGUGAAGUUUGCAGUCUGUCGCUCUGUCCAAAAGAUAUUUUAGUUACUUAUUUAUCUAGUAACUAAAAUAUCUUUAUCUAGUAACUAAAAUAUCUUUUCUCUGUCCGCAAUUAGCAUAUGCAGUACUGCGUCAAGGGAUCAUGGACGUGAAUCAAACGGACGAUGGAAAGUGUUUCCUUGUAGCCCUUAUCCAUCGAGGAAUAGACUUUUUGACAACGUUGAGUAAAAUGGUUACUGAAUCAAAACUGCCGCUGAAACAACAAAUUGACUUGAUCAAUUCUCUUUACCGUUUUAUCGAAACUUGGGAAAUUGAAUUGCCAGGAGCGGUUCCUACGGAACAGGAAAGGAAUAAGGAAAAACACGUAUAUCAGAGUGAAAUAGUACAUGCGACAGAACUCAAACAGAAAAACAAUUCUACUUUCGUUUCUGAAGAAAAAGUAAGUCACUCGAAGACAGUUACAACGUUUACACCAGAGUUCGAGCUUCCUCCGGUUUCGCUGGAUCAUUAUAAACCCGACCUAAUAGGAAUCUGCGUCAUAACAUAUGUUCAUGAUGUAGAAGCUAUGUUCUACAUGAUUGAUCAAAGCGUGACUGGCAUUAGUUUUGCCUAUAUUUCUCAAACGCUCCAAAACAUAGAUGUAGAUUUGGAAGAUUUUCCUACGUCGCUUGCUCACGUGUUCGGUGUUCGAAUUGAUGGAUUUAUUUUCCGCGCAGUUCGUAACAAACAAGUCGGCAAAGUCGAUCAAACUUGGAUUAAGCUGCUGGACACUGGAGAACAAUUGGCUUUUGACAAUACCUCCAUGAGAUUGUACGAACUGCCUCCUUUCUAUGCAAAGUUACCACCGUUUGCCAUAAAAUGUUUUCUUUCCAAUGAUCAGAACCAGUCGAGAGAAGUCCAGCGCCAGUACCUUGCAGCACAUCUCUAUCAUCGGCUUGAGUACAAAGUUUUGGAGGUAACUGGUUCAAGCAUGGCAGUAGCAUUGAACUCAAAUGUAAGCCUGGAAAAUCCAGUCAAUAUAAAGAAAACGGAAAAUGAGGAAGUUCGUUACAAGAUUUCAUCGAAGACUUUAACACAAGCUCAGUUGGAUGAGUUGUAUGAAGAACCUCUUAAUACGACGAACGUAAUGAAGGCCGUGAUGGGAUAUGCACCGAGAGACGACCAACGAAUCUGUCCAUUUUAUGAUCCUACAAUUCAAGGAUGCUUCAAAGGAUCGCGCUGUCGACUGGAGCACACUACUAAGUUAGCCGAUGGCUGGACCAGAGAUAAAUCGCUCUACAAGAUUCAAAUCAGGGCUGCCCUGGAGACUCCUGCCAUUGGAACUGAAAUGAUGGUCGUUCCCACGUACAUCGUCAAUGUCGACGAAUUUUACGCGCACAUCCCUCGGCUGGAUUUGAGCGAGAGCCUGAUCAAACUGCAAAACGUGCUGAAUGAGAAAAAGUCAGUCGAGAACUUCAAAAUGCUCAAUCAUGAGCCCUAUUUCCGUGAAUUGGUAUUGGCCAAGUAUCCGGAAGACAAUCUAUGGUACCGGGCACGUGUUCUUGAGUUCUAUAACCCAGAGUCUAUUUCGGUGUUCUAUGUUGACUACGGGAAUACUGAAAUGGUCAGCUUGAAAGAGUUACGGUGCUGGGACGACCAGUUUGAUUAUCUCCCAUUUCAAGCGAUUCACUGUCGUAUCGCCAAUGUACAACCUCGACGUGAACAGCAUAUUGAGGCUAUCAGGCAGCUGUACAAUGACAUCAUGAAUAAAACCAUCAAGAUCCAAGUCUUGGACAAUCUAACACCAUGGGAAGUACUGGUGUUUGACGAUGAAGAUAACGACGUUGGAGGAUUCUUAGUCUUGACCAAGUUGGCUUCGCCUCGUGUGCCACUCGUCGUUGAAAAACGUGAAGCUAAUUUAAUUCCAGGGUAGUAGUGUUACACAGUACAUUGAUGUGUAAAUUGAAUUUGAUUUCGAUGUUCUGUUCGAUUUAACAUGAAUUUUAUGUAUGUA